CGGCCACUGCUACUAGCGUAGCGGCAGCGCGCCGUGCCACACCGCAGCUGCCUCCAUCUCGCUGGGAUCCAGUUGAAUCGUCUAUCACUGCUGCUGCUGCUCCUACAUGCGUGGCCACCCAUCGCCGCCACGUUCAGUUGGACCAACGGUGCGUGGUCGACUGAUCCAGCGGCGGCCGGGCGACCGAGCAAUGGCGGGCGCGUGGCGAGAGCCAGAGCGGGACGCGGACGCCGCCAGCAAGGCGCGGGAGGUGUGCGCGGCGUCGGCGGCCUUCGCGUCCUGCCCGCACCGCCGCCGCCGCUCCCCGCGCAGGCCGCACUUCGUCGACUGGUACCUCGUCCUCGCCAUCGGCGAGGCCGCGGCGGAGGACGCCGUGAGGCGGCGGUACAGACAGCUCGCGCUGCAGCUGCACCCGGACAAGAACAGGCACCCCAAGGCAGAGGUCGCCUUCAAGAUCGUCUCUGAGGCGCACGCGUGCCUGACUGACAAGGCGAGCCGGAGGGCCUUCGACGUGGAGCGGCGCGCCAGCUUCUGCGCCGCGUGCCACGACCGCCACGUCAGGUCACUGUCGUCGCCGUCCCUCGCGUCCACAGCCAGCGCCACGACCGACAGGAGGACGGCCGCUGGGUCGGCGUGCGGCGCCAGCGCGCAGGUGGUGGCGGCGGCAGAACCGCGCGGCAGGAGGACGCCCGCCGCGCCGGCGCAGGCGCUGCGGGACGUGCAGAACCGGCUGCGGGAUGAGUGCCGGGUCAUCGACAGCUGCCUGCGUGCCAACAACGCCGCGGCCUGCGCGCGGCGGCGCCAGUCCUUCCCGCUCUUCGACCCGUCCGACCGGCGAUGCUUUCCGGACUACCCGCACGUCCGUCCGCCGCUGUCACCGUUCGGCAAUGCGGAGUUCUGCCGGUUUGAGGACCUUCUUGUCCGCGUGGAUCACAAGCAGAAUCAGAGGUGGUGCAGAAGCGGAGGCGAGUCACCAUUGUACCAGGUCAGGACGGCGCCAGCAGAGCGCACCGUAGGAACUAAUCGCUCCUGGUGAACUCAACAAAUAUCAGGAUAAGGGCAGAUUUAGUUUCCUUCUUUUCCAUCUCGAAAAAUAC
Molecule: messenger RNA, 1097 nt
Organism: Phragmites australis (common reed)
Lineage: Eukaryota; Viridiplantae; Streptophyta; Magnoliopsida; Poales; Poaceae
Exons: 4
Coding region: 107-1036 (309 amino acids)
Source: RefSeq, a predicted model, not a curated record